Molecule: messenger RNA, 2935 nt
Organism: Sinocyclocheilus anshuiensis
Lineage: Eukaryota; Metazoa; Chordata; Actinopteri; Cypriniformes; Cyprinidae
Product: protein DENND6B-like
Exons: 21
Coding region: 71-1900 (609 amino acids)
Cellular component (GO): recycling endosome
Molecular function (GO): guanyl-nucleotide exchange factor activity
Source: RefSeq, a predicted model, not a curated record
UCCUAAAUGAUGACCGAGAACGCGACCAUUCACAAAAGCAAGCGGUUCUCAAAUGGAUAUUUAGGUCACAAUGGACCCAUUUGACAGCUCCGAUGCUCUGGAAGGGCCAUCGAAGGCUGCGGCGACAAACACAGAGGUACCGGUGCCGUGGACACGCUUCUCUGCCUGGCUCGAGUGUGUGUGCGUCGUUACCUUCGACCUCGAGCUCGGACAAGCCAUAGAGCUCGUUUACCCUCAUGAUGUCAAACUCACAGAGAAAGAGAAAACAAGCAUCUGUUACUUAUCGUUUCCUGACUCAUACUCGGGAUGCCUCGGGGACACUCAGUUCAGCUUCAGACUGCGGCAGUCGGUGGGCCGCAGUAGCUCUUGGUUUGGACAGGAGGAUGUGUACAACAAGGAUGCACCUGUGACCCUGCAGAAGGAGCAUGCACAUUUGCACGGGUAUGUGUAUUUCAGGCAAGUGAAAGAUGCGUCUGUCAAAAGGGGCUACUUUCAGAAGUCUCUGGUGGUGGUGUCCAGAUUGCCGUUUGUGAACCUUUUCCAUUCGCUGCUGAAGGUCAUUGCUCCUGAGUACUUUGAAAAGCAAGAACCUUGUCUGGAGACUGUCUGUAAUGAGAUUGAGCAAUGGCCCGCACCAGUACCAGGACAGACACUCAACCUACCUGUGAUGGGUGUGGUGAUGCAGGUCAGAAUUCCCUCAAAAGUCGAAACACCAUCAGGAAGCCCUGUAAGACAACCACAAACAGAGAAUCUGCUCCCUGCCCCCACGGUUCUUCCAUCAGUUCACGAGUUGGAUCUUUUCAAAUGUUUCCAGUCAAUCCUGAUUCGCGUGCAGAUGCUCUGGGAGCUCAUGUUGCUAGGAGAGCCUGUGGUUGUUAUGGCACCCUCUCCAACCGUCUCCUCAGAGACUGUGUUGGCCCUGGUCAGCACUAUCGCCCCAUUGCACUACUGUGGUGAUUACAGACCAUACUUCACCAUUCAUGACAGUGAAUUCAAGGAGUACACGACCAGGACUCAGGCUCCGCCCAAUGUGAUACUUGGUGUCACAAACCCUUUCUUUAUAAAGACCUUUCAGUGCUGGCCACACAUUAUUCGCCUCGGAGACCUGAAGAUGUCUGGUGAUUUACCAAAGCAAGUGAAGGUCAAGAAACUGGCAAAGUUAAAAACACUGGAUACUAAAACAGGUAUAUACACAGCAUACAAGACCUUUCUACACAAAGAUAAGGCCCUCAUCAAGCGACUUUUAAAGGGUAUCCAGAAAAAAAGGCCGUCAGAGGUGCAGAGCGCCAUUUUGAGGCGGCAUCUGUUGGAGCAAACGCAGAGUUUCAUUCAUCCGCUGGAACGGUAUCUGGAAAGCCUCAUGCCGCCACAGAGAUCUAUGUCUCCAUGGAAGACCCCUCCUCAGAUCCGGUUUUUCAGUCAGGAUGAGUUCAUGAAGACCCUGGAGCAAGCAGGGCCACAACUAACUCUGAAAGGAGAUUGGACAGGCCUGUACAGGCGUUUCUUCCGUUCACCAAACUUUGAUGGCUGGUAUCGGUUCAGGCACAGAGAGAUGACUCAGAAAGUGGAAUGUCUUCAUUUAGAGGCCAUCUGUGCGGCUUCUGUUUUUAGUUGCAUGGAAAAGCGCGGCCAGUACAAUUCUUCAAAAUCCUUCGUGUUCCACAGAAGAACGAAAACCCUACGAGUUCAGAACAACAUGAGGGAUCUGCUGACAUGGACCAAAGACAAAUCAGAAGUAGAGAUUGUUGACCUCAUCCUGAAGCUUCGGGAGAAACUGACAAGAGCUCGAAAACACCAGCUUCCAGUUAAAGAAGAACUCCUGGAGAGAUUAGAGCAGUCCAUCCAGACCAUCAUCAGCUCCUUGCCAGAGGAUCUACAGACAUUAUUACACAGACAAUGACAAUCAGACCCACGUGAACAACACUGACCAGCAGAUCCACUGAUGCAUACACCGAGACUGUCUUUCCAGAAUAUACCAGCUAUAUUUGAACCCAUAACACCUGUCCUGCGCAGGUAUCAGCCCACAUUUCUUCUUCUGGUAAACCCAUACACUACCUGAGAGGCCUUUCAUGUUGGAUGUACAGUAACAACAGAUACUGCUGCUAUACAGGGUCCUAGAUGACACAUGAAGAACACAGAAAACAUUGAUACUUGGAUUAAAAUCAUUUGAAGUCCUCAGCUAGACUUCACACUAGAUUUUAGAUGUCUGCUAAAUUACAUUUUAACGUGCACCAAGUAUUUAAAGCCUGCAGUCAGUUAGCACUGCAUGAACAAGGCAUUUAUGUUAUAAAUCAACAUUUAGUCAAAUAGAUUAAUAAAAAGGAUCAACAAAUUGACUUUUAAUUAGCAUAUGCAGCAUUUAUUUAGCAUAUGCAGUGAAGUUCAUAAAUAUGGAUGACUUGUUAGUUUAAGAUGCUUUUAUGAUUAUUUAUUAAGUAUCAAUGCUUUUAUUUCAGUGAUGUUGUUUGUUAUUAUUUAGGGACAUUAAGAAGCACAUUAGUAAAUACACAGCAGUGCUUUUGGCUAUUAUUUAUUUACACCUUACCUGACCUUUAACCUUUGCACAGGAGCACCUCUACUGCAUUGUUUAGCCUGUUUUUACUAUUUUUAUGUUAGAAGCUGAUUGUCUUGGUGUUUUUUUUUUGUUUUUUUUUUUAAUUUAGAUUCAAUCUUAUUUAGAGUUGGAUUAACAAACUCUGGAUUAAGAUAUAUCUAAAACUAGACAGAAUUGUCGAGUUCAAUGUCAUUAAUACGCAAUACAAUCAUGUAUAAGCUAGUCAGUCUGUAUAUAUAUAUUUCUUUUUUGAUCCAACCUGAACCUUACUUGAAAAGGAAAUGGUGGUUCUUUUUUAUUUGUGCCAUUUACAGUUUUGAACCUCGCACUGCACUUUGCCCAUUUUUACUUUUUCAUUUGUAGUUUGUGUAGCUGCUUUUU